GAGCAGGCGGUUUAUUUGGUAACACAGCAAACACCAACACCGGCGGAGGGUUAUUUGGCAACACGGGAGGUACUGCAAACACUGGUGGAGGGCUCUUUGGCAACACAGCGCAGCCACAGCAGAACAAUCAAGCCGGUGGGCUGUUUGGCAACAACAGCUUAGUACCGAAUAACAACCCGUCCUCUGUCCUUCCGAACAACAAUUUGAAUCAGAUCCAGAACAGCAACUACCAAAACACACUGCAGCAGCAGAACCAACUGCUGCAAAUCUUGAACCUGCCGGACAAAAUUUCCCAGAUGAUCGCGGAGGAGCGCGCACGGCAAAUGCCAGUGAACAGUAAUCAGAACGGAACAUCCGGAAACACCGCCAAUUACGAAACCGCGGUCGACGCCCCGCCCCGGCCGCUUGGCCUCGUCACGCCCAAAACCCCGCCAAAAAUCGCCAAUCUGUGGAAACACGCGCAGCCCGAGCCGAUCGCGCCCAACGGGAUGGUGGAAAGGCACCGGGUUGUUUCCGGGCACUACAGCUCCGCUGCAAGCUCGGUUUCCGGCACCAGCCGGGGAAGGUACGGAAGAGACUAUCUCGGGUCGAUUGACAAUUUGAUUUCGAGGUCACCGUCGCUAUCACCGAAGAGCCAGAUUGGGGAGGACAGG
Messenger RNA from Amoebophrya sp. A120, 653 nucleotides. Lineage: Eukaryota; Dinophyceae; Syndiniales; Amoebophryaceae. The record is from the annotation of a GenBank genome assembly.